UAACACAUUUACACGUCUGAUUCCCUCAAACACACUCUGGAUUCUGGACUCACUCCACACGCGUAUAGAGAAAGGCUUCUGUUGUUCGGACCUGUCGAGCGGGGCAGUGGAGAGCGGCUCUCGUGGCAUGACUACUACAAACAAGGGAAACAAAGCACUCAAGGUGAAGCGAGAGCCAGGUGAGAAUGGCACGAGUCUUACGGAUGAUGAACUGGUGUCCAUGUCUGUGCGAGAGCUGAAUCAGCACUUGCGUGGCCUGACCAAAGAUGAAAUCCUGCAGCUGAAACAGCGUCGACGCACGCUCAAGAACCGAGGCUACGCCGCCAGCUGUCGAGUGAAGCGCGUGACGCAGAAGGAGGAGCUGGAGAAGCAGAAGAUCGAGCUCCAGCACGAGGUGGAGAAGCUGGUCUCGGAGAACGCCAGCAUUAAAGCUGAGCUCGAGCUGCUGCGCUCCAAAUAUGAGGCUCUCCAGAGCUUCGCCAGGACUGUGGCCCACAGGGGUCCCGUCACUAAAGUGGCCACCACCAGCGUCAUCACCAUCGUCAAGUCCAAAACACAAGCACGCUCUUAAUGCCCUGACCCGGGGCAGUUCUGCAAGUGUAUCCAUCAGGCACAGGUUUACUCACGCUAAAGUCUGUUCAGAAAUCUACAUACUAGUGUAAACCAAAUCUCUCAGAAAAAGAUAAAGCACUUAUCAUUUCUAUUUAGAGAUUAAUCUGUCAACCGCAACCCUUGUUUUGUCAAAUUUAUGUCAACUUUUCAUUAAUCAGAUAAUGAUACUCGCGCUAAAACAUUCAGAAAUCUACUCUUUGAUUAUAAAAGUGUAAACAGACAACACUAAAAUCUCUCAGAAAAAGAU
This is a messenger RNA of Rhinichthys klamathensis goyatoka, 859 nucleotides long. It is a transcript of the gene mafga, whose product is annotated as v-maf avian musculoaponeurotic fibrosarcoma oncogene homolog Ga. NCBI's taxonomy places the organism in Eukaryota, Metazoa, Chordata, Actinopteri, Cypriniformes, Leuciscidae. Bases 128 to 571 code for a protein of 147 amino acids. The transcript is spliced from 3 exons. Gene Ontology annotation, molecular function: RNA polymerase II cis-regulatory region sequence-specific DNA binding; DNA-binding transcription factor activity, RNA polymerase II-specific. Gene Ontology annotation, cellular component: nucleus. Gene Ontology annotation, biological process: regulation of transcription by RNA polymerase II; regulation of epidermal cell differentiation. The record is from RefSeq and is a predicted model, not a curated record.